Blepharisma stoltei is the source of this 249-nucleotide messenger RNA. NCBI's taxonomy places the organism in Eukaryota, Ciliophora, Heterotrichea, Heterotrichida, Blepharismidae. The record is from the annotation of a GenBank genome assembly.
AUGGGAGGAGUGAAUCAUAUUCUUGGCUGGUAUUAUGGAAAGCUGAGUUGGAAUCGCAUGUGGUGUCACUCGAUAAAUCUUACAACAAAGUUCGCUGCUGGCCCACGUAGAAAUCUUUUGCAAGCUUCAGGGAAGACAGGCUUUAAGAUCCGUGAAUUCAGAAAUGGAAAAGAAAUUAGUAGAAGUGAGGUGACAACACUUAGUAAAGCUCUACCACCUAUUGAGAUUGAUAAGGACAUUAGCAUGUAA